AUGGCUAGAGGAACCCACUUUGCACCUGCAGGGCAGAGCAGGAUGGUUCCCAGUGCGACCAGCGGGAAAGGAAACCCCGCUUUCUUCAUCAUCUCUACGGUCAACGCCAUCAAUGCCUCGACCGACUCGCACUUGCAUAGUAGCAGCCCCGGCGUCUCGUUCAGCACGAUCCUCCGUGGUUAUGCUCCGCCUCCCAGCUUCACUCACGCAGAUGUCCGCAACAAAGCACAGACGAGCGCCAUCAUCAAAACCUUUGACUAA
Messenger RNA from Colletotrichum abscissum, 261 nucleotides. RefSeq lists its product as uncharacterized. The record is from RefSeq and is a predicted model, not a curated record. Bases 1 to 261 code for a protein of 86 amino acids. Lineage: Eukaryota; Fungi; Ascomycota; Sordariomycetes; Glomerellales; Glomerellaceae. The transcript is spliced from 3 exons.